CAAUUCAAGCCGUGACAGUCGGUUUUCAAACGCGAACGCUAUUAAACGGUUUAUUUAAAACGUUAAAAAGUUUUUAAUAACUAAAAUGCUAAUACAUACUAAACAUCUAGCACUGCUAUUAACAGUGCUAUUGAUAUUAGCUUCAGCUCAGGCGAUACGCCAAAAAACUACACCUAUCAAUGAAGAACAAGAACAAAGCCUUAGACAAUCACAAAAUACCUUUGUGCAAUGGGUUCUAUCUCUGCUGCCACAAAGGCCAAAUUUAUCAAAUUUAACGGCGACUUUUACGGGUACAGUAACUAGCACCACAACUCCCGCAACACCAGCACAACCAUCUACGACAGCAAUUCCUGAGAAGACUACCAGUCAGCCUGAUCUAACAGCCACAUCUACACCUGCACCAUCACCGCAACCUACCGCAGCACCAACUACCAGCCCAACUACCACAACGACUACACCAAAACCUUCUCCUACACCCACACCCGUUAUGCCUCCUACUACCCCCAUAACACCACCCGAUCUAACUCCUCCUCGUAAUUGUACUGACUGUACCUGUGGUAUUGCAAAUACCCAGAAACGUAUUGUAGGUGGUCAAGAAACCGAAGUCCAUCAAUAUCCCUGGAUGUCUAUGUUACUGUACGGAGGACGUUUCUAUUGUGCAGCCACUCUCAUUAAUGAUCAAUUUUUAAUCACAGCCUCUCAUUGUGUUUACGGUUUUCGCAAAGAACGUAUAAGUGUACGUCUUUUGGAACACGAUCGUAAAAUGUCUCACUUCUUGAAGAUUGAUCGUAAAGUGGCAGAGAUAAUAACACAUCCUAAAUAUAAUGCUAGAACUUAUGAUAAUGAUAUUGCCAUUAUUAAAUUGGAUGAACCGGUAGAGAUGACGGAGUUAAUGCAUCCUGUUUGUAUGCCUACACCGGGUAAAUCAUUUAAGGGAGAAACGGGUACAGUAACAGGAUGGGGCGCCUUGAAGGUGGGCGGACCAACAUCUGAUACAUUACAGGUGAGAUAGAAAAGACAUCAGCUUGUAAAUGAAUAUAU
This is a messenger RNA of Lucilia cuprina (Australian sheep blowfly), 1041 nucleotides long. Its product is annotated as serine proteinase stubble-like. Gene Ontology annotation, molecular function: serine-type endopeptidase activity. Lineage: Eukaryota; Metazoa; Arthropoda; Insecta; Diptera; Calliphoridae. The transcript has a single exon. Gene Ontology annotation, biological process: proteolysis. The record is from RefSeq and is a predicted model, not a curated record. The coding region runs from base 86 to 1012 and encodes 308 amino acids.